AUGGGAACGUGGAGCCAGACGGCGACCCGGCCUUCCUGCUGCCACUGGGCGACCGAGGCUGGAAGAGAAGCGCGGGGCCGCCGGUCAGGCCGCGGCCCUGGAGGCCUGCGGGCGAGCUCAAGCCGCCCUGCCGGCUUCCAGUCGGGCACAGCGGGGGUUCCUCUGGGGAUGUCUGUGUUUGGGCCCGACGCUCACGGGCCUAAGAAAACAUGUCAGCGGGAGGAAAAGCGCCGGCCGCGCAGACAAGAUGACAAAGUUCCCAAGAUGUUCCGGAGAGCCCUGGCGCAGCUGUCUCUGAACAGCAUGAAGGCCGCCAACAUCUGCAUCGCUCGCCCGGUCCUGCUGACGGCGGCGGCAGGAAGGCAGGAGGUCUGCACUGCCUGGCCCACCCCAGGCUUCCCAGGUGGGAAGAUUGGGCUGAGUGACACCACACAGAAGAACCUGAGAGUCAGUGUGGGUGAUGCCAUCACCGUGCAGCCCGUAACCGGUGCGGUCAUCCAGGCAGAAGACGUUGCUGUGAAGCUGAGGGACAAAGAUGCCUGUAUUAAUGCUGAGGAAAUGUCUGUCUGUCUGCUGAGAAACUUAGAUGGGAAAGUUGUUUUACCGGAAAAUCUCUUGGCAUUCAGUUUCUAUGGCAAACUGUGUAACGUGGUGGUGAUGAAGGUGAAGGGAACUGACGGUGUGGAGCUGCAUGCCCAGGCUGGUGCCAUUUCCAGCGAGGUGUGUGAGCCAGACCUGGAGAAAUCCGACUUGGAGAUGAGUGCGCUGGAUCUGUCCUUACGGCUCAGCAGGAUGGACAUUGAUGAAGAUCCAGAGGCUGUAUCUUCGAGCACUCCAUGCAAACCGGCAUGUCCGGGUUCGCCGGUUACGCCCAGUUCUGCUGUGGCAGCCGCUGGUCAAGGCUCUGCUCAGGGAGGUGAAGCCUACAGCAGGGAGGAUGCUGCAGGUCUGGCUGCUGGUUUGGAGCUAGCCAGGAAAGGAGGCACUGAGGGGCUUCCACCGGCUGCCAAACCUGGAGCAUUCAGCAGCACAGACACUUUUUAUUACAUUUCUUCAAGAACUAGAAUCAAUUUUAUUGAAACUAGGACAAACAUAGCGGAAGAUGGUGACCGUGGACCCCAAGUUACCUAUGACAUGAUAGGAGGUUUAAGCAGCCAGCUCAAAACUAUUAGAGAAAUGGUUGAACUGCCCCUGACGCAAGCUGAACUGUUCAAGAGUUACGGAAUCCCACCUCCUAGAGGAGUGCUGUUGUAUGGCCCUCCAGGUACCGGGAAGACUCUAAUUGCGAAAGCCAUCGCAAAUGAGGUUGGCGCUCACGUAACUGUUAUUAAUGGUCCUGAAAUAAUAAGCAAGUUUUAUGGGGAAUCCGAAUCAAGAUUACGUCAGAUAUUUGCCGAAGCUUCUUUACGUCAUCCCUCUAUUAUAUUUAUAGAUGAGUUGGAUGCGCUCUGUCCAAAGAGAGAAGGGGCUCAGAAUGAAGUCGAAAAGAGAGUUGUAGCUUCCUUGCUGACAUUAAUGGAUGGUAUUGGCUCAGAAGGCAGUGAAGGGCAGCUCGUGGUACUAGGGGCCACCAACCGUCCUCAUGCACUAGAUGCAGCACUGCGCAGACCUGGCCGUUUUGAUAAAGAAAUAGAAAUAGGAGUUCCUAAUGCCCAGGACCGCCUGGACAUACUCCAAAAGCUUCUGAAGAACGUUCCCCAUUCUCUCACAGCAGCAGAGAUGAUGCAACUGGCUGAUAGUGCACAUGGUUAUGUGGGUGCUGACUUAGCAGCCUUGUGCAAGGAAGCAGGUCUGUACGCGCUGCGGAGAGCUCUGGGGAAGCAAGCUCGCCCCUCAGACACCGAGGUGGCUGGGUCAGUGAUGAUUGCUUUCAAUGACUUCCUGCAGGGGAUGAAGGAUGUCAGGCCCAGCGCCAUGAGGGAGGUGGCAGUCGAUGUGCCAAAAGUAUCUUGGUCAGACAUAGGAGGACUGGAAGAUGUCAAGCUGAAACUGAAGCAGGCAGUUGAAUGGCCUCUGAAGCAUCCUGACUCCUUCAUCCGAAUGGGGAUUCAGCCUCCAAAAGGUGUGCUGCUUUACGGACCUCCUGGAUGUUCAAAAACAAUGAUAGCGAAAGCUUUGGCUCAUGAAAGUGGCCUCAACUUCUUGGCAGUGAAGGGGCCUGAACUGAUGAAUAAGUAUGUUGGUGAGUCGGAACGAGCAGUGAGAGAGAUCUUUAGGAAAGCCAGAAUGGUGUCUCCUUCAAUUCUUUUCUUUGAUGAAGUAGAUGCCUUGGCAGUCGAAAGGGGAAACUCUUCAGGUGCUGGAAAUGUAGCAGACCGUGUCUUGGCUCAGUUGUUGACGGAAAUGGAUGGGAUAGAGCAGCUGAAGGACGUGACAAUUUUGGCAGCUACAAACAGACCGGACAUGAUAGACAAGGCUUUGCUGAGACCAGGGAGAAUAGACAGAAUUAUCUAUGUGCCGUUGCCAGAUGCAGCCACUCGUGGAGAGAUCUUCAAACUUCAUUUUCGAUCCAUGCCAGUCAGUGAGGAAGUCUGCUUAGCAGAGCUUGUUCAGCACACACAUAAGUAUUCAGGAGCAGAGCAGCUGCUCAGCCUUCUGUCCCCAAAACAAGCAGAACAACAGUCAAACCUGCUGAGAAAUCUGCUAUUUCAAAUAAUUUUCCAGAUACUGCAUUUUGUGAGUGCAGAUGAAUCUGAUGAAGGAACUAGCUGGCCUGCAGAGAUCGAUCAGCCACUCUUCCAAGAACAACCUGACUUUUUCACCAGUGUGAUAACAGCAGUCUGUAGAGAAGCUGCCCUGCUAGCACUUCAAGAAGACAUCAAUGCCAAAUGUAUCACGGGACGGCAUUUUCAGGAUGCACUGACGGUUGUGACACCAAGAAUUCCCGAUUCCUUAAUCCAGUUUUAUGCAGAUUAUCAGCAGCAAAGUGGACUGCAUGCGCUUUGAAAGGCAAACCAAUACAUAUGCCUGUCCAUGGUGUGAAUAGCAAAUUUCCUUUGUAAAGCUGACAAAAGCCAAAGAAUUUUGUAUUGUACGUGGCAUGUCCAAUGCUAACUCAAAUGUGGAAUCAUCAUAAUAAAUGUCCAUGUGGAUUUUUUGAGUGUAACAGAAA
Messenger RNA from Numida meleagris (helmeted guineafowl), 3112 nucleotides. RefSeq names its product spermatogenesis associated 5 (gene AFG2A). Gene Ontology annotation, molecular function: ATP hydrolysis activity; ATP binding. The record is from RefSeq and is a predicted model, not a curated record. NCBI's taxonomy places the organism in Eukaryota, Metazoa, Chordata, Aves, Galliformes, Numididae. Gene Ontology annotation, cellular component: cytoplasm.